Molecule: messenger RNA, 1965 nt
Organism: Lymnaea stagnalis (great pond snail)
Lineage: Eukaryota; Metazoa; Mollusca; Gastropoda; Lymnaeidae
Source: the annotation of a GenBank genome assembly
GACUGCUCUGACCGAAGGCUGACGUCGGUACCGACCGACCUGCCACGGAACAUAACAAAGCUGGUGUUGUACAACAACUCGAUACAAUCCGUACCCAACAACACGUUCUGCAACGGAUCCUGCCUGUACUGUCGUUUGGGUGCCCUCGUGCUGGCGGGGAAUAAAAUCUCUCGCUUGGAGCUCGAUUCUUUUCGGUGCCUGCCCCGCCUGAGCUACCUCAACCUCAAACACAAUGACCUGCGGAUGAAAAACGGGACUUUUCCGAGCGGCGUGUUCAAGCACAUAAGCCGUCUGAGAAAGUUGAUAAUCAACCGAAAUAACCGGCGUGUCAAGGACAGAAACCUAACGUAUCAGGACGAGGCGUUCGGCGAUCUGACGCGUCUCAAAUACUUGUACGUGGACGGAUUGGCCCACAGCUAUUUCGGUAAAGGGUUUCGUAGAAUGCGCAAUCUGACCCACCUGACCCUCAGCGGCUACACCGAGGGUUUUUGUCGGCUGGGGGGACUCUUGAGUUACACCUUUGAAAACCUGCCAAACUUGUCCUUCCUGAACGUCAGCGACUGUUUUAUUGACGGGACGCGCUACGAGCAAGGCGCGCUGAAGACUUUACCAAACCUCAAAACGCUCGACCUGUCCUUCAACCUCAACAUCGGCUUCGGGGGUAUGAAAAAGAUAUUAAGGGAUAUUAAUGGCACCAAGCUGACGAAGUUGAUCGCGAACUCCAUCGUGACCCGAUUCUCGACGUCCGCGACAAUCACGCAGGAUCUCGUUGAAAACCUGCCGAAGACCAUCCUCUAUCUCGAGGCAAGGGAAAACUGUUUCGAAUCGGUGGACCCGAAGGUGUUCGAUCUACUUCCGGAAAAUUUGACGCAUCUCGACUUGGGGAGCAAUCGGUUUGUCUUCGGUAAAUAUCUGGAGAACCUCCCUAAGCUUAAGAACUUGGAGACGCUGAAGUUGACCCGCGGGUCCUUCAUGUACAACAUACCGAGGCAGUACCCGUUCCUGCCGAAGGGCGGGUUUGAUGUCUCGUCACGGGACUCGGGUCUGGAACGUGAGCCGCUAGAGACGACGCACAGCUUGGAUGACGCUGAGGUGGACGAGGUUGGCUACAUGGUGAACCUGAUCCUCAGACUUCCCCCGAAGCUGGAAUCUAUUGAGAUGCGGGUGGCCGGCCUUGACUACAUUCUUUCUGAGCUCAACGUGGACACCAACAACAGUCUAAAGAAUCUCUCCCUUGCAUACAACUACUUCCCCAAAGCGAAAGGUCCCAUAUAUGGGCUUCACAGCUUGAUCUCUCUUGAUCUACGAGAAACGUCCUUGUACUACAUCGGUCAGAAGUUUUUCAAAAAUUUCCCGUCGCUUGUAAACCUGCUGCUGGCCUCCUGUCAGCUGGGGAACUAUUUUUCCACGGCCAAGCUCAACGAGACCAUCUUCCACGACCUGACGAACUUAGAGUACCUACUCCUGUCGGACAAUCGCCUGACGACUCUCCCGAAAGACGUGUUCAGAGGACUGGACAAGCUGAGGGUGCUCAACCUCGCCGUGAACCAGAUCUGGGGGUUCCAAAUGGACAUCUCCCACAUGCUUCAACUCAGGAGCAUCAACGUCAGUCACACGGAGCUCCCGACGCUGCCGAAAUCGGUGCGAGACCAUGUUGAUAUGUUGCUACGAAGAAAAAACACAUCCUUCACUGUGGACAUGUCGUUCACGCCCAUUCACUGCGACUGCCAGAACCUUGAGUUCCUGCACUGGCUGGUCGACUCCGUGGCGUUCAACGUCGGCGGGUUCAAAAACUACAUGUGCCUGUACCCCGACACGUCCCACAAGCAGGUCACGGACGGUUACGUGGAGGACAUCAGAGUUCUGGAGAAAAAUUGCGCAGAGAAUUACCCGGUGUUCUUGGCGGUCCUUGGUGGUACCUUGGUGCUCCUGGGCUGCGUUGUGGCUGGACUGAUCUAUAGGUGA